AUGGAACUGCGCAAAAUGAGCACCGCCAAGCAGCAGCAGCAGCAUCAGCAGCAGCAGCAACACCAGCUUCAGCAGCAGCAACGCGAAGAUCGGCGGUACUCCGUGCCGCACGGGAUGCACGGAACACUUCCACCCGGGGCCACCGACGAUCUGCACGCCUGGUCCAUCUAUCGCCAGAACCUAAACUCGGACUUUGCCGACUCGGCCCUCGGAUCGUCGGAUAAAUCGCCCAAACCGUACGGCUCUCAGUAUCACCAGCGGGACACGGCGAUCCUGAACCAUCCACGCUACGGCCCGAAGCAGAACCCGAUCAACUCGAACAUGUACACCUACCUCAAGUUUGGCCUACCACGGGUCUUCCCACCGAACGGUGGCCAACCGAUGGCAAACGGACGACCCGGGCGCAACUCUUCCAAGGCAAACGGGCGCGGCAGAGUGAACCGGGGCUACCGGGACAGCACCGGUCCCGGCCCUGGCUCUUCCGGCUACGACAGUAGCGAUAACGAAACGAAUCGGGGUCGAGUGCCAGCUAAUCUAAGGAAGUAUCGUAGUGAAUCCGACUUUCGUGCGAUCGGGGCGACCAAUUCGCGGCCAAGCUCCCGUGCCCAGGGUAUCCCACUGGCUGCGCUAAAGCAAGCCAACAGCCGCGCAAGUAUAGCCGGAACGCAUGUGUACAAUCCGUACGCCACCAACUUGCGGCAUCACAACCUGCGCUCCCAGAGCGAAGCUGAUCUGCUGGCCGAGUGGGACUACGAUGAUUCGCCGACGUACGGCGAGACGCGACUGUAUCCGGAGGACAUCUAUGCCACCCAAAGCCGGCGGCACUCGCUGGCCGGUCUGGUGUAUCCCAACAUUCAGGUGCACUGUCUGGACGUGCUGCCCGGAUUGCGCGGCGUUUCGUUGCAGGCGAAGGCUGGAGAUCUGUUCGCCAUCAUGGCCACCUCGCAGCGUGAGGGUACGGCGCUGGUGGAGGCGUUGGCCGGCGUGCGGCAACGCAUGGGUGGCGAGAUCCUGGUCAACGGUCAGCAGGUGAACCGGCGUAUCCUGCGCCAGCUUUGUGGUUACGUCCCGGCACUCGAUUCGGCACCACUCGAUCCGCGUAUGAGCGUCCAGAGUACGCUGUCGUUCGCAGCGGCCCUGCGAGGACCGUACGAUCGUAGCGAUCUGAAGGAACGCAUCGACAUCCUGGUGGAGGACCUCGGGCUGACGGCAGUUCGUUCGGCCAACGUGUCCCGGCUGACGCACUCGGAAAAGCAAAGACUGAACGUGGCCUGCCAGCUGCUGACGCAGGCGUCCAUACUGCUGCUCGACCAGACCACGAUCAAUAUGGACAUCUUCGACACGUUCUUCCUGGUCGAGUAUCUGCGCCAGUGGUGCAGUGCUGGUCGGAUCGUUGUGAUGACACUGCAGCCACCGACCUUCGAGAUCCUCUCGAUGUGUUCCGGAGUGCUGCUGCUGUCCGGAGGUCGCACCGUUUACUCGGGCAGCCGGGCCGACCUGCCGCGCCAUAUGGGCCAGCUCGGAUAUCCUUGUCCACCGUUCAAGAACCCUGCCGACUACUACCUAGAUCUGGUAACACUCGACGAUCUGUCGGCAGCGGCCCUGCUCGAGUCGUCCGCUCGCAUCGAGUCCCUUGCCAACUCGUGGGACCACGUCAACGCCGAACCCCCACUGGCCGCUCCCGUCGCUAACUUACCCGAGCCAACCAAGAGCGCCGGCUUCUUUGGUCAAAUAAACGCCCUGGGCAAGAGAUACAUGUCCUACAAGCAGCCCGGUUCUCUGCUCACCUGGAUCAGCCGGUUGAUUCUUGCCGCAAUUCUAUCCCUUUUCAUCGGAUGUAUCUUCUGGGACGUUCCUGCGUCAGAUCCACAGCUGAAUCUGAACGAUCGCCUGGGCUAUCACCAUUGCAUGAUGAUGGUCGCACUGUGGCCACUGUUGCUGCUUCAGAUACGCGACGUCCAGGAGGACCGUCGCCACGCGGAGAAAGACCUAAAGCUGGGACUCUACGGUAGAUUUCUAUACAUCAUCAUCCAGGGCACGCUGAGCGUCAUGCCUAGUUUGUGCAUAUGGUUGGCAUACCUACUACCCGCCCACAGCAUGGCGGGUUUGUACUCCUACACAACCAACAACGACACCGGCAUCUAUCUGUAUAUGGGCUACAUGCUGCUCUACCUUAUGGCCAUACAGACACUGGUGUUAUUCAUAUCCCAUCUGAUUCCAUGUGGAAUAACGGCUUCGAUUGUCACCACCCUGGUCCUUCUGCUUAUGGCGUCCGUCGGUGGGUUCGCCGUUCAUGUCGCGAACGUUCCCGAGUACCUUCGAUGGAUGGAGCUGCUAACUCCCCAGAAAUGGCUCACUCCGCUGCUCACCGAAAGCGAGUACAGCCUCGAAACGUUGCAGAGUAUCAGUAGCCAACGGCAGUGUCCAAACAAGGUGAGACAUAAAGCGGAUAUCAUCAUCACGACACAGUGCCACCCACCGAACGGUACCUUCGUCCUGGCUGAUCAUCAGCUGCUUCCGCGUGACCACGUCCUAGACGCAACCGACAUGUACGCCUCCACCGUUCUUGGGCUCUUGCUCACCUGCAUAGUGUUCUUCGCCCUGACCAUGUUUGUCUUCCUGCUCAACUGCCAGUCGCUGCUGCGGAAGAAGAGCGUACGCCACGGCAAGCAUGGGUAG
Messenger RNA from Anopheles coustani, 2679 nucleotides. RefSeq names its product ATP-binding cassette sub-family G member 8. Gene Ontology annotation, cellular component: plasma membrane. NCBI's taxonomy places the organism in Eukaryota, Metazoa, Arthropoda, Insecta, Diptera, Culicidae. The record is from RefSeq and is a predicted model, not a curated record. Bases 1 to 2679 code for a protein of 892 amino acids. The transcript has 7 exons. Gene Ontology annotation, molecular function: ATP binding; ABC-type transporter activity; ATP hydrolysis activity.